AGACGGAUAGAACCUUCGUCGGCGCACUGGCGGCGUUUCUGUGUUUUUAUGCAGACAAAAAAAAAAAAGUCUGAACUGUCAUUUAAGCCUGGUCGCAAGUUUCUAGUGCUUUGUUUACUUUGUCUUUUUAGCAAGUGAUCCGUUUCCCCCUGUCAGGACGCGGCAGCCCAUUUCCGUUUCCGCCUUCGUGUCGGUGGCGGAGAGCGGCCGCGGCGGGAGGGAGCGGACAGCGCCGGAAGGGAGCAGCGGUGCUGCGGCCGCGCCGGGACCGCCCCGCGGCCAUGGAGACGCUGUACCGCCUGCCCUUCGCCGUGCUCGAGUGCCCCAACAUCAAGCUGAAGCGGCCGAGCUGGGUACACAUGCCCUCGGCCAUGACCGUGUACGCGCUGGUGGUCGUGUCCUACUUCCUCAUCACCGGAGGAAUUAUCUAUGACGUGAUCGUGGAACCUCCGAGCGUGGGGUCGAUGACAGACGAACACGGGCAUCAGAGGCCGGUGGCUUUCUUGGCGUACAGAGUAAAUGGACAGUACAUUAUGGAAGGUCUCGCAUCAAGCUUCCUCUUCACAAUGGGUGGCCUAGGAUUCAUAAUUCUGGAUCGAUCCAAUGCACCAAAUAUCCCCAAGUUGAAUAGGUUUCUUUUGCUCUUUAUUGGAUUUGUUAGUGUGCUUUUGAGCUUCUUCAUGGCCAGAGUUUUCAUGAGGAUGAAAUUACCGGGCUACUUGAUGGGUUAGUACCUCUUGUGCUGUGUGAAAGUUCCAGCUGAAUUUCCUCCUCUUCAUGAAGUGAUUUAAGAAGAAACUGCAAGAAACAAGUUCCAUAGUCACCAUCAACAGCAAAGAGACCUGGCCAUGAGAAAGAACUAGGGAAAGAGUACUUUCUCUGCAAACAAACUGUCACUACCAGUGGCUGAUCUGUACUUUCCAAGCAGUGUUUUAUCAUUUCUGAUGUAGAGCUUUUGAAAAAGAGAAAGUUGUAUAGCUGAGUAUUUCUUUUAUAUUUCAUCUCAGUGUGAAAUAGAGAACCUACCUUUAGCUCUACCUGAAAUGAGUAUUUGCCAUUGACGGUUCUUUUUUUGCAGGUCUGUCUCCUCUUCCCUGUUUGGGACAAUUUUGUAUGUCAAUCAGAGAAGAAACACUCAAAAUAUUGAUUUUCAAGUUGUAAUCAGAAAAUUAGUAACUUUGGAUGCUUUACAGCCAGAAUACAAUGUGUCUGAAAUUAUUGUGAAGGCAUCUUUCACCUUGAUAUUAAUGCUCUAUGUGAGCAAAUCCAGACAUGCACUGGGAAGGGCAAACUGUAUGAAUGUGCAUUUUUUUAAAGAAAAAGUGUACAAAAGGAGCCAAAUAAAACUUAUUUUCUAAAAAAUUAUUUUAAAUUUGUGCAACUUGUAAAGCUUUUUCUUGUUUGCAUGGACUGUUCUACAUUCAGGUGUGAGGUGCCAUACCAUGACCAUGUAGUUUUAGCUUUGCUUUUCACUGUUGGAUAAUGAUUUUUUUUUUUUUAGUAUCAGGGACAAGAAACCUUUUUCCAUGAAUUUGUACUGUAUGCAAAUAACAUGCUGUUAUCAGUAGCCAAGAACACUUACUUCAGAAGCUGCUGCUUUUUUGUGUGAGGCAAAGUUCCAGUUUAAUUUGUCUUAAUUUUAAAAGAUUGAAUGUUGCUGAAAUGUUUCAUUCAAGUAAUCUGUUGCAUUUUUGGGGAAGGAAAGAUCACUCUCAAUCACCAUAAAUGUCUUUUUUUGCAAUCCA
Molecule: messenger RNA, 1745 nt
Organism: Vidua macroura (Pin-tailed whydah)
Lineage: Eukaryota; Metazoa; Chordata; Aves; Passeriformes; Viduidae
Gene: OSTC
Product: oligosaccharyltransferase complex non-catalytic subunit
Exons: 4
Coding region: 282-731 (149 amino acids)
Cellular component (GO): oligosaccharyltransferase complex
Source: RefSeq, a predicted model, not a curated record